AUGUCUGCUCAAGACGAGUUCAACAGCCUUGUUGCCAACAACCAGGAGAAGUUAUCCACUCAUCCUGAGGAUCGAGAUAACUCUGAUCGCGACUCCGAGCCUGCCUCUGACAACGACACCAACCACGACGACCACGCACACUUCUCAGACUCGGAAGACUUUGACGGUACCGCCAUGGGUUCACGGACAACCACAUAUCAGGUCCCCAGGACCAAGUUCGACGCCAACACUGGGCCCAAGGGCGUCAUUGCUGAUGCCCAGGCCUUCGAACGUGCACGCAAGCGCUCCUUCCGCAGAACCCUACUCGGUGCCGCGGGAAUGGACUAUACGCAUCAUCGUUCCAACUCCAAGUCGAUCACUGAUGAUGUCAAUCUUCUGCAGAACUCGCCGCCGGAUGGCUCUGCCAGCGAAGACGAGGAGCAGUUCAUGCGCAAGUGGCGCGAGUCGCGCAUGCAGGAGCUGCAGAACCGGAACCUACGACGUACCAGUCCCCGGAGGAAGAUGUACGGGUCCGUCGAGACGGUGGAUGCGGGGGGUUAUCUGGAUGCUAUUGAAAAGGUCUCCUCGGAUACGGUCGUGGUGGUGUGUGUGUAUGACCCUGAGUCCAACGUCAGCUCCCUCGUGGAAGACUGCCUGGAUACCAUUGCGCGCAGGCAACCAACCGUCCGCUUCAUCAAGCUGGACCAUGAGAUCGCCGAAAUGGACCACAUUGACGCCCCGGCUCUGCUGGCUUACAGAGCAGGUGACGUCUUUGCUACUAUCGUUGAGAUUAUGAAGCAGAUUCCCAAGGGCCGGAGCUGCAGUGCAGACAGUCUGGAAGAUCUACUCAAGUUAUACCGGAUUCUGUAG
Messenger RNA from Aspergillus fischeri NRRL 181, 849 nucleotides. RefSeq names its product phosducin family protein. The record is from RefSeq and is a predicted model, not a curated record. NCBI's taxonomy places the organism in Eukaryota, Fungi, Ascomycota, Eurotiomycetes, Eurotiales, Aspergillaceae. Bases 1 to 849 code for a protein of 282 amino acids. Gene Ontology annotation, biological process: regulation of G protein-coupled receptor signaling pathway. The transcript has 3 exons.